Molecule: messenger RNA, 453 nt
Organism: Aspergillus pseudoviridinutans
Lineage: Eukaryota; Fungi; Ascomycota; Eurotiomycetes; Eurotiales; Aspergillaceae
Product: RidA family protein
Exons: 1
Coding region: 1-453 (150 amino acids)
Cellular component (GO): cytosol; mitochondrion
Molecular function (GO): deaminase activity
Source: RefSeq, a predicted model, not a curated record
AUGUCCAACGGAACACCCUACUUUCUACCCGCCGAAAAGGCGCAAGGCCUAGCAAACUACCCUCACGCGCGCUUCGCGCCCAUAACCGCGCACCGCACACUCUACGUCUCAGGCACCUCCUCCCGCCGCGGCGACGGCACCUGGGACGGCGUGAUCGAAAACGCAAACGGCACCUGGACGCUUGACAUUCACGCGCAGACGGCCGCAGUACUCCGUAACAUCGAGAGUAUCAUCCAAGGCGCGACGGACGGCCGCGGCGGGCUGCAAAAUAUCGUCGACGCAACGGUUUUCCUGAUCGACCUGCCGCAGAAUUACAGCGGGAUGAACGAGGAGUGGAACAAGGUCUGGCCGGAUCGGGCGAAUGCGCCGGCCAGAACAACGAUUGGAGUUAAGGAGCUGCCGAAUCCGAGGUUACUGGUGGAGAUUAAGUGUACGGCAAUUGUUGAGAUAUGA